This is a messenger RNA of Acyrthosiphon pisum (pea aphid), 1560 nucleotides long. RefSeq lists its product as uncharacterized. Bases 1 to 1560 code for a protein of 519 amino acids. NCBI's taxonomy places the organism in Eukaryota, Metazoa, Arthropoda, Insecta, Hemiptera, Aphididae. The record is from RefSeq and is a predicted model, not a curated record. The transcript has 2 exons.
AUGUAUCGUCAAAUUUUAAUAAAUUCUGAACAUAGACCUUACCAACACAUUCUUUGGCAGUUUUCACCUACCGAUGAAGUCCGUGAUUAUGAACUAAAUAUCCAGUAUAUUUCCGAACAUGAUUGCGACAAAGAGAUUGCAGUAAAAGAAGUGUUACAGUUACAGACGUAUGUUGAUGACAUUUUUAUGGGUGCAGAUUCUGUCGACGAAUUGUUGAAUUUUAAAACCGCAUUAAUUGACAUUUUGAAACGCUCUGAGUUCCAUUUAAAGAAAUGGCUUAGCAAUUCUGACAGAGUGUUAGAUAGUAUUCCUUCCGAAGAUCGAUUGGUGGAAUCAAUUGCAAUGGAUGCGAUUGAUGAUGGAAUCCCAAAAGUGUUAGAUCUUCAAUGGAAGCCUUUUGACGAUUGUUUUAGCUAUACCAUUAAAUUAGAAGAUAAGGCAGUUCCUUUAAAAAUACGUGUGUUAUCUGUGAUUGCUAGGUUGUUUGAUCCACUUGGCUUUCUUAGUCCGGUAGUGUUUUACGUUAAGCAUUUGAUGCAACGUAUAUGGUUGUCGAAGGUCACUUGGGACGAUCCAUUGCCCAGUGGUAUUGAUGGAGAAUGGCAACAAUUCUUGGAGGAAUUACCAAGGGUGUCUGUUAUUGCCAUACCUCGAUUUUGCUGUACGUUUCCGACACUAUCUUGUCAGUUAUGCGGCUUUUGUGAUGCGUCGGAGCGUGGAUAUGCCGUGUUAGUUUACUUGCGGAUUAUAACAGCUUCUAAUGGUGUGCAAGUAUUUUUAUUAGGGGCCAAGUCUAAAUUGGCAGCCAUGAAGAAAUUGUCCAUUCCCCGGCUUGAACUAUGUGGUGCCUUGUUACUUGCCCGGUGGAUGCCCAGGAUAUAUAGUGUUCUUUGUAAGAGGCUGUCUAUUGAUGGUGUAUAUGGCUGGUCCAACUCUUCUAUGGCUUUGUCAUGGAUCAUUAACACUCAAUUGCAAUUUAAAAUCUUGGUGUCAAAUAGAGUUCACCAAAUACGAGAGUUGAUUCCCCAGUGCAUUUUGAAGCACGUUCAAACCUCUUCUAAUCCCGCAGACUGUGUUUCUCGAGGAUUGUCUCCGGCUGCCUUGAUCAACAUGUCACUUUAUUGGCAAGGUCCAGGAUUUUUGUCACAGCCGAUAUCAGAUUGGAAUAAUGACAUUCCAAGUGUAGUUCCCGAUGACAUUCCUGAAGUCAAGCUUGUUGCUAUGUCAGUACAGUCACCGGCACCCGUUGUCGAAUGGAUUAAUAGACUUUCGUCGUAUGACAAAAUGCUCAUUGUUGUCGCUUGGGUUCGACGAUUUAUAGGUCGCUGUCGUCAACAAACGUUUUUGACUCCAUACCCUAGCCGAGUAGAGCUUUAUGAUGCAUUAAACGUUGUUGUCAAGUUGUCUCAGCGUGAGUUGUUAGGGCAACUAAGACAUGAAUUAAGUUUAACUCGAACUCUUUCAAAAGCAUGGUCCCAUCUGCGCCCUUUCAUAGAUGAACGUGGUGUGGUAAGAGUAGGUGGUCGAUUAUCUCAUGCUCAGAUUUCAGAGGAACAAUAA